AGGAGGUUUCUGCGCGUCUCGGAGCGGACGGCUCUCAAAUUCCAGGACAAGUUGUAAGGACGGGACACGGACGACGACACGGGGAUGGUAUGAAGAGACAGAGCCCAUAUUGCGUUGGAUGAGAGCCAGCUGUGUCAGAUGCUGACACAAAGAGUUGAAAGCUGUCCUGAGAGCUGUGAUGGGACACAGUAAGGGUGUGGACAUGAUAAGAAAUCUCUGCCAUUCUCCUUUUCAUCCACAAUACCAACACUAGACUGCAGAGAAGUCUUGCAAUCAAUGUGAGCUGUGUUGCGGAGGCAGCCGCCAGCCAACCCAUGGAGUAUGCAUAUUUCCAACACUGCUGCCACUGGUAAUGCCAGCCAAGUGAACAGCGAUGCCUUCUAAGGUUUCCUGCUUAUACUUGCUGACAGUGGUUUGCUGGGCCAGCGCUCUGUGGUACCUGAGUGUUUCCCGCCCUUCUACUUCCUACGUCGGCCAGGUCAACAUCCCAGUACGCAAGACGCUCAAGUCGAACAAGAACGCCACCUUCGGCAACAUCCGCACACGCUCGCUCAACCCACACGACUUCGGCUACCUCAUCAACGAGGACAAGAAGUGUGAGGCAGAACCUCCAUUCCUUGUCAUUCUGAUCAGCACCACUCACAAGGAAUUCGAUGCCCGUCAGGCCAUCAGAGAGACAUGGGGUGAUGAGAGCACGUUUCAGGAUGUGCGCGUGGUCACACUUUUCCUGUUAGGUCGCAGCAUUGAUGCCGUCCUCAACCAGAUGGUGGAGCAGGAGAGUCAGAUCUUUCAUGACAUUGUGGUUGAGGACUUUAUUGACUCGUACCACAACCUGACACUUAAGACUCUGAUGGGCAUGCGCUGGGUGGCCACCUUCUGCUCUAAAGCUCAAUAUGUCCUCAAGACAGACAGUGAUAUCUUUGUCAACAUGGAGAACCUCAUCUACAGCCUCCUGAAGCCCACCACAAAGCCCAGGAGGAGGUACUUCACUGGCUAUGUCAUUAAUGGUGGGCCAAUCAGAGACAUGCGCAGCAAGUGGUACAUGCCCCGGGAUCUGUACCCGGAGAGCAAAUACCCUCCGUUCUGCUCUGGCACGGGCUACGUUUUUUCAGCGGACGUGGCUGACCUCAUAUACAAAACCUCCUUACACACCAGGCUGCUGCAUUUGGAGGACGUGUACGUUGGCGUGUGCCUCCGGAAGCUAGGCAUUCACCCUUUCCAGAACAGUGGCUUCAACCACUGGAAGAUGGCCUACAGUCUGUGUCGCUACCGCCGCAUAGUCACCGUCCACCAGAUCUCCCCUGAGGAGAUGCACCGCAUCUGGAACGACAUGACCAGCAAGAAACACCUUAAAUGUUAGCAGGACUGUUGGCGCCAGAGAGAGGGUCAGUGUGGAGUUGAAUCCCUUUUUACCACUUGCUUCUCUGUUACUGGUAUUGGCAAAUACUUAAUAGCAACAACGAAGCUGCCAGUUCCUUAACCAUGAAGCGCUACAGUACAAGGCCCAAGCAAAGCCCUCUGUAUUUUCUUGCCUGCUGUUGUUUCAAGCUGUUUGAGUGCUCAUAAAUUAGGCACAAACUUGGAAAAAUGAUUUGCAGAAAUGUGCAAAACAAUCAGGUGGUUGGCUGUCUUUGCCAGCGUGAUUUUUUUUACAAAACAUUACAAACUAAGAAGCUGAGAAGCUUGCGUUAAACUCCCGAUUUACAGGUUACACAAACUGUCCCAAAACGACCAAGUGCAGAUGAAAUAAAUGCCGACAUGCUUGUUUGAACCCCGACGCUCUCUUCUUGGGUUCAUCGCAAGCUCUAAUUAUGAAUGUUCCUCAUGUAUUUUCAGCUGUUGUAAUUUUUCUUAAUAAGGUGUUAAUGUUGGAUGUACUGUCUGGCGCCACAGCAGCCGUGUCAUCAUGAGGACCUCGGUGAGUUUACAGUGUGAUGAUUCAUUUAGAUCAUAUUGCUGUCGCUCUAGUAAAGCAGAUUAGGGGUAUUAAUAAUUGGAGUGUGUAAUACGCUUUACAGAAUUAGACAUAUUUUCUUACAACAUAUAAAAAGAUCUUAUUGUACGACGAGGAAAAAUUCCUUGAUAAAGCAACCGAACAGAGAGAAGAUAUUGGCUGCGUGCAUUCCCAAGUGAAUGUAACUUUUGUUGAUGUGUAAUGUGCAGUUAUUUGUCUCUGGCAGUCCUGUGAGCAGGCUGCAACCAUUCUAUUUUCUAUUACUUGAACAUGAAGGAGAGCAGAUGUACUAUACGAGAGUAGAAGUGUAUAUUGAGAACAAAUAUUACAUUUUUGAUUGCUUUCUUCUUUUCCAUUACUUGAGAUUAAAUAAAGGCUUUUAUAAGA
Molecule: messenger RNA, 2341 nt
Organism: Archocentrus centrarchus (flier cichlid)
Lineage: Eukaryota; Metazoa; Chordata; Actinopteri; Cichliformes; Cichlidae
Product: beta-1,3-galactosyltransferase 1-like
Exons: 3
Coding region: 374-1360 (328 amino acids)
Biological process (GO): protein O-linked glycosylation
Cellular component (GO): Golgi membrane
Molecular function (GO): N-acetyl-beta-D-glucosaminide beta-(1,3)-galactosyltransferase activity
Source: RefSeq, a predicted model, not a curated record